Molecule: messenger RNA, 3488 nt
Organism: Mastomys coucha (southern multimammate mouse)
Lineage: Eukaryota; Metazoa; Chordata; Mammalia; Rodentia; Muridae
Product: membrane-spanning 4-domains subfamily A member 14-like
Exons: 6
Coding region: 144-3263 (1039 amino acids)
Biological process (GO): cell surface receptor signaling pathway
Cellular component (GO): plasma membrane
Source: RefSeq, a predicted model, not a curated record
ACUGGGAUUCUGUGGUUCUAGUACUAUGUAACUGCUAAGGGCUCAGUGCAGAGGACUCAAUGGGGCCCUAGGGAAGAAAUACAUCAUGAUUAUUGCUGCAAUAUCCUCUCGCUCCUCUCCUACCAAAGAUCUUCCACUGAAUCAUGAAGUCACCAUCUGAGGAGAAGAGAAGGAACCAUGUCAUCACUAUAGAGCCAGAUGAAACUAUCUUGACUGCCUAUCCAUAUAGACCUCAUAGUUCUCUGCUGGAAUUCCUUAAGGGGGAACCAAAGCUUUUAGGGGCCAUCCAGAUUCUUCUUUCUCUAUUCAUUGUAGGCUUUGGAAUUAUAUUAGCCCUUAAUUUCAUCUUUUCAUCCAAAAAAUUUCCUCUCGUGAUCUUCACAGGAUAUCCAUUCUGGGGAGCAGUUAUUUUUUUUCUGACAGGAUAUGUCACAAUAUUCCAUGAUAAACCAAGACAAAUUCUGAAGCGAGAUGUCAUAACCAUGAAUGUCAUCAGCUUAUUCACUGCAUUAGCUGGGACUGCCUUGAUCCUCCUCACCUUUACACAGCACCACAAAUUCUGCCAGACACCCUCCCUUGAAGGACCGUGUGUUGUGGGCAGAACACUUCUCCUUGGAAUUUUGUCAGUCUUAUUAAUCAUCACCAUAGUAGAGUUCAGCAUCUCUGUGACUAUUGUAUCCUUCAGAAGCAGAUGCUGGGCCAGUCCAAGAGAGGUUGUGUUCUUCUUUCCUUCAGAAUGUGCUCAAAAUACUGAACAUCCUGCCCCAGAAGAAAACAAUACAUUACAAUUUGAGUUUCAAGAAAAAUCUUCCAAGGAUAAUACAGCUUCAAGCAUAAAAAGUGUUUUCUUAGGAGGUUAUGCUUUCUUCAAGUUAAGAGUCUCAAGAAAUCCUUCAACUCCCAAAACUAUCCCACAGAAAAGUGAUAAAGGUACAUCUUCUAUGCAUUUUCCAGGGGAACAGGAGGCUAUUCCUCCACUCUCCCCAGAGCAAGAAGCCAAACUGAAUGCUGUACCUCCCCCAUUAACACCACAUUCUUCAGAAGAUAGUCCUUCUCAGAAAGACUCUAGAACUGAUCACCUGAAUGAUGAGGACCUAUCAUCUCUUAUACAUCAGACUUCUGAUGUGCAAUCCAAUUUGCCUGACUAUGAAACUGCAUCAGUCAAAAGUCUUAAAACUCCAUCUUCACAUAAUUUCCUCCAUUUUUUACCUGAUAAUUUGUCAUCUCAAUCACUAAUGGCAUCUCUGUCAACACAAGUCUUACAAUCGAAACAGCCAUCAUUACAUAUUUCACAGUCUGAUGAUCUGAUAUCUGAAGAUUUUCUUUCUGAAAACAUACCAUUUCAAGACAACCAAUCCCAAGACAUCCCUUCUCAACACACCCCAUCCCAAGACAUGCAAUUCCAAGAUAUACUAGCUCAAGACAUAGCAUUGCAAGAGAUUCAAUCCCAAGAGACUCUGUACCAAGAUACACUAACCCAAGACAUACUAUCUCAAAAGACUCCAUCCCAAGAGUCAUCAUACCAAGAUAUACUAACUAAAGAUACAUCACCCCAAGAGACUCACUAUCAAUAUAUAUUAACAAAAGAAAUACCAUUCCAGGAGACUCCAUUCAAAGGGACUCCAUCCCAAGAAACUCCAUCCCCAGAAACUCCAUCUCAAGAGUCUCCAUCCAAAGGGACUCCAUCCCACAGGACUCCAUCCCAAGUGACUACACCCAAGGGAACUCCACCCCAAGAGCUGUCAUUCCAAGAUAUACUAACUAAAGACACAUCAUCUCAAGAGACUCCAUACCAAGAAACUCCAUUCCAAGAUACACUAACUCAAGAUAUACCAUCCCAAGACACCCAAGAAGAGACUCCAUUCCAAAAUACUCCAUCCCAGGAUAUACAAUAUCAAGAUACACCAUCUCAAGACAAACUAUCCCAAAGUUCACAAACCCAAAAUGCAGUACCUCAAGAUAUGCCAUUUUCAGAUCUUCAAAUACCAAACACUCAAGUUCAAAGCCAGCAAUAUCCAGAAGUUUUUUAUAGGGACAUUCGAACAGAAGUCAUGGAGCUAACUCAAGAAUGGAAGCCUGAUCAGGACAUGAAACCCACAAGAAGACUUUCCUUAUCCUUGUCAGGCAAACAUGGGCAAUUCCAUCUCAAGAGAAAUUCUUUGGACCUGCAAGUCAAAAGUGAAAAACCAAGGAGAUAUUCUGAGGACUUACAAAGUAAAAGUUUAAGACGGAAAUCCAUAGAUCAGCAAAUCAAAGCCUGGCUAUCCUCAAAGAAAAAUACCACAGAGAAACAAGAUGCAUAUACACAAACCACAGAGCAGCUCCCACAUCAGCAAGCUGAAGAUCAACAAGCUGAAAGUCAACAAGCUGAAGGUCAGCAGACCAAAGAGAAGGUCCCAAUACAACAAUCCCAAGAUGAGCAAAUCAAAGACCAAAAAUCUGUAGAGGAGCUAUUACCAGAAGAACAUCCUAAUGUCAGAGAGGAUGAAGGUCAGCAGUCUGAUAAAGAGCCACCUCCAAAAGAGCCAGCUAAAGACCAGCAUGCCAAAGAGCAGGAAGUCCCAAAGACACAGCUCCAAAAUUGGCAGGGAGGACAAGUACUAGUAAAGAGAGCCCCAAGGCAGUUGUGUGAUAAUUGGGACUCCCAAAGCUUUCAGUACACAGAAAGUUCAUGCUCAUUCUGGUCAACUCCAUCCUGGCAGCCUAGUAGCCAGAGAUCCCAAGACUGGAUAAGUCAAGGUUGGAGAAACAAAGAUUGGAAAACACAAGAAUGGCAGUUUGAUGUGAAGCCUUCCCUAGACUGGGAAUCCCAAGAGCUAUUAGAGAGAGAAUCUUUAAGGCAAAGGGCACUAUACCAACAAAUCCAACCCCAUACCACCAUAGUUCAUCAGACCCCAUGUCAUCAGUUGCAAAACUUUAUAUUACAAGUAGGCCUGUGUCAAGAUAGCAGGCAACAAGAAUCCGGUGUUUUAAUAGAAGAUGUGCAUGAAGAUGAUGUUCAAUCAGGAGACAGAGAACCAGGAGAUACAGAAGAUACAUGUCAGAAACAAACAGACCAGCAGUCAGAAGACAUGAGGCCAGAUAAUUAUCCUGUUUCUUGUCAGAGCCUGGUUCCAUACACAUAUGCAACCUGUUUAUCCAGCAUAGCUUCAGAGCAAGAGGUGCAGAACAAUACACCUUGCUCAGGUUCAUCCAAAGAUCUAAACGCCACUUCUUCCUCAUCAUAUCAAAGAGAUCAACAGCAAUCUGAAGAGUCAGACUAACAUGCACAUCUAACCAAAAACCACAGAUGCCACAUAAUGGAACCAGAUGAGGAGAAAGUAGUUGAUUCUUCCCUAACCUUGCUGUCUAAUUCAUACAACACAGAUGAAGGGCAUGAAGGACCUUCACAGAACUUGUUCCUUUUUAAAUCAAAAUGACAAGCUAAAAGUUAACACUAUAUCAGAACCUUCUGGGGUUGAAGGAAUAAAUCUCAUGUAAACUGUAAA